Vigna angularis (adzuki bean) is the source of this 1355-nucleotide messenger RNA. RefSeq names its product caffeic acid 3-O-methyltransferase 1. The record is from RefSeq and is a predicted model, not a curated record. Gene Ontology annotation, biological process: methylation. Lineage: Eukaryota; Viridiplantae; Streptophyta; Magnoliopsida; Fabales; Fabaceae. Gene Ontology annotation, molecular function: S-adenosylmethionine-dependent methyltransferase activity; O-methyltransferase activity; protein dimerization activity. The transcript is spliced from 4 exons. Bases 201 to 1259 code for a protein of 352 amino acids.
AUAUUCAAUGCCUCGUUUAAUAUAUAAUGGAAGAAUGCAGAAGAGUUAGAAGAAGAUAGCAGUGUGCAAAAUAGACUAGUUUAAAGUGCAGAAGGUUGGUUGAAGUUGAGAUGACAAGCCUUCCAAAUUCAAGGCUCAACGGCGAAGAGAAGAGGAAGGAAGUGGAAGAAAUAUAAGAUGAAGAAAGCUUCUCGCGUGCCAUGCAGCUUGUGAGCUCCGUGGUGCUACCGAUGGCACUGCAAUCGGCGACGGAGCUGGGUGUGUUUGAGGUGCUGAAAGAAGCGGGUGAAGGUGCUAAGCUCUCUGCAAAGGACAUAGCAUCCAAGAUUUCCUGCACCAACCCAGAAGCAGCCUCAAUGCUAGAUCGUCUUCUCGCUCUUCUUUCCUCUCACUCCAUUCUUGACUCUUCCCUCGUUUCCGAAAACCUUGUCCCUCCCACCUUUCACAGGCUCUACUCCAUCACUCCCCUCGCCGCAUUCUUUGCUCGCGAUUCCGACGGGGUUUCAUUAGGACCAGCCAUAGCCUUGGUCCAAGACAAAAUCUUCCUAAGCUGCUGGUUAAAAAUGAACUACAUUAUUGACUCAAAGAGUGAGCUGAAAGAUGCAAUUCGGGAGGGGGGUGUUCCCUUCGACAGGAUUUAUGGCACCCAUGUUUUUGAGUAUCCAAGGUUGGACUCAAGGUUCAAUAAAGUUCUCAACACAGGAAUGAUCAAUCACACGACUUUGGUGAUGAAGAGGGUUCUGAAAUCCUACAAAGGUUUUGAGGGGAUAAAAAGGCUGGUGGAUGUUGGUGGUGGUCUUGGGAUCAACAUUAACAUGAUAACUUCAAAAUACCCUCAUAUCCAUGGCAUCAAUUUCGACUUGCCUCAUGUCAUUCAAGAUGCUCCUUCCUAUCCUGGAGUGGACCACGUUUGCGGAGAUAUGUUUGAAAACGUGCCUAAAGGAGAUGCCAUUUUUUUGAAGUGGAUUCUCCAUGAUUGGAGCGAUGAAGAGUGUGUGAAGCUGUUGAAGAACUGCUACGAUGCAAUUCUUGAUGAUGGAAAGGUGAUAGUAGUGGAAGCAGUUCUUCCAACAAUACCAGAGACUAACAGUGCUGUUUAUAAGACAAUUUUAGAAUUGGAUGCUUCGAUGAUGACUCACGGGGUAGGGAAAGAGCGAUGCGAACAAGAGUUCAUGGAUUUGGCAACUGCAGCUGGAUUUAGUGGCAAGAGAUAUGAAUGUCGUGCAAACAUUUUCUCUGUUAUGGAGUUCUUCAAGUAAGCCCACACCACAUGUUUGCUUUAAUUCAUUUCAAAUCAACAGAACAAGCUCAUGCUGUGUGUAAUGUAUUAUGUUAUGUGCACUUUUUCAGAUUAA